Myxocyprinus asiaticus (Chinese sucker) is the source of this 5018-nucleotide messenger RNA. RefSeq names its product retinoic acid receptor alpha-B. NCBI's taxonomy places the organism in Eukaryota, Metazoa, Chordata, Actinopteri, Cypriniformes, Catostomidae. The transcript has 14 exons. The record is from RefSeq and is a predicted model, not a curated record. Gene Ontology annotation, cellular component: nucleus; transcription regulator complex. Gene Ontology annotation, biological process: cellular response to corticotropin-releasing hormone stimulus; regulation of transcription by RNA polymerase II; retinoic acid receptor signaling pathway. Gene Ontology annotation, molecular function: nuclear glucocorticoid receptor binding; zinc ion binding; RNA polymerase II cis-regulatory region sequence-specific DNA binding. The coding region runs from base 1213 to 2697 and encodes 494 amino acids.
AGUAAUGGCUGCUUCUGUGAACUGUGCUGCACAUCGUUCCUCUGCCGCCCAGUGAAUAUAGGCUACGUCAGUUUUCUCGCUUCGCUGAACUGUCGCUGGGGAUAUGUGCCACCUCCUAAGCAAAAUUCAUCAAGGCAUUCUCACUGCUUCAGCAGAACACUUUACUGGCUGCGAAGAACGACAUUCUGGAAAGAAAUAAAACCGUCUCUGGGUUAAACUUCGACCAACCAACACAGCGGUAGGAGGAGUCAACAGGCAUGUCUCUGAUGUCUGAUGUUGGCAUACUGAGUAUGCUGUUGCGGAUGGGGAAAGCCAGUGACUCUUGCUCCUGGGCUCUGCAGCGGGAGACAGAUGGGUGGAGUGUGUGAUUGAAGACAGAUGUGAAUCAACAUCAGUACAGCAUUGGCAGCAUCGCAGUGUUUCUACACCUGAUGAAUCUGUGAAUCUGCCAGCGUUGAGUAUCUCAUGGUGAAAUUUACAACCCAACACUCAGAAGCCAGUGAACAUGUUCCUUCAUGGUGAGGUGCUGUUCCAUUGAAUGUUUGAAGAGAUUUGGGACAGAAAAAUCCUGGGAGAGGUCAAAAAAAAAAAAAAUUCACUGUGUUGGACUGACACUGACAGGUUUGACCCAAGAGCAUUUUGUGACCUCUGGAGCACCACUUCUCAUUUCCUCAUGCAUCAGUUUGUCCUAACUGGUCCUCCUAAAACCUGGUGGAUUUGAGUCAGCUCCUGAAGAUUCAGAUUGCGACUGCUGUAUAACGGGCCCUCCAAUCCUCUCGAGUUCUAACCCAGCCUUAACAGAGCCAUCCAGCUACCAUUACCAGCCUUCACAGUAGGACAUACAGACAAACAGUGCUGGAAUUUACUGCCUCACUCUUUUAUUGCAAGAGAACUUUAGUAUUGCAUCCAGGGAGUUACAUAACACCAAAACAAAGACUUGUACACCUGUGAGCACUCACUCUGAUCGAAUGGCAUCAUAACCACUCAAACACACCCAAGAUUGCCAAUUAUUAACCUAUUCCACCUUUCUUACAGACAGACACACACACACACACACACACACACACACAAUAGCAAGUGCCCACACAGACAAUCACAUACAAAAACCUACUAGUUGGAUUACCAAAGUAGCUCAUGAUGGGAAAGUAGAUUUCUGACACCACGGAUAGCCUGCACAGAGGUUUGGGACACAGUUUUGUGUCUGAGCGUUCCAUGUCUGGCAACGGCAACCCCUGUCCAAGCCCUGGAGGGUUGGGUAGCCCUCUCGGGGGCUUCCCCAUGCACCACUACCCUUACUUCUUCCCUCAUAUGCUAGGGGGGCUCUCACCUCCAGCCCUUUCAGGACUUCCUGUCAGUGGAUACAGCACUCCAUCUCCUGCAAGGUUUACAAGGCUACGUCAUCAUGGCAGCAAAGUUGUAGAAUUGGAUAUAACUUUACACAGAAAAGCUGUGGAGACCCAAAGUACAAGCUCAGAGGAGAUUGUACCCAGCCCCCCCUCUCCACCGCCGCCUCCACGGGUCUAUAAGCCCUGUUUUGUCUGUCAGGACAAGUCAUCGGGCUACCACUAUGGAGUCAGUGCAUGUGAAGGCUGCAAGGGCUUUUUCCGAAGAAGUAUUCAGAAGAACAUGGUGUACACUUGCCACAGAGAGAAAAGUUGUAUCAUCAACAAAGUCACCCGAAACCGUUGCCAGUACUGCAGACUGCAGAAGUGUCUGGAAGUGGGCAUGUCUAAAGAAUUGAUCGCCGGGAAAGAACGAAGGCACAUUCAGCUGACACCUCACCAGCACCAGAGAAACGCCGUUCGAAAUGACCGGAAUAAGAGGAAGAAGGAUGACAAGAAGCAGGAGUGUACAGAGAGUUACGUCUUGAGUCCUGAUACAGAGCAGAUGAUCGAACGGGUGAGGAAGGCUCACCAGGAAACCUUCCCCUCCCUCUGCCAGCUGGGCAAAUACACCACGAACAACAGCGCUGAGCAGAGGGUCUCCCUGGACGUUGACCUGUGGGACAAGUUCAGUGAACUCUCCACCAAAUGCAUCAUUAAAACGGUGGAGUUCGCCAAGCAGCUGCCUGGCUUCACCACACUCACUAUUGCAGAUCAGAUCACCUUGUUAAAGGCAGCUUGCCUCGACAUCCUGAUUCUGCGAAUAUGUACACGCUACACACCUGAUCAGGACACCAUGACAUUUUCAGAUGGUCUGACACUGAACCGCACCCAGAUGCACAACGCUGGCUUCGGUCCACUUACAGAUCUUGUAUUCGCUUUCGCCAACCAGCUCCUGCCUCUGGAGAUGGAUGAUGCAGAGACUGGGCUUCUCAGUGCCAUCUGUCUACUGUGUGGAGAUCGGCAGGAUCUGGAACAGUCAGAUAAAGUGGAUGUGCUGCAGGAGCCGCUGCUGGAGGCACUGAAGAUCUACGUGAGAAAGAGGAGGCCUCAUAAACCACACAUGUUCCCCAAGAUGCUGAUGAAGAUCACAGACCUGAGGAGCAUCAGCGCUAAAGGAGCGGAACGAGUCAUAACGCUGAAAAUGGAGAUUCCUGGAGCCAUGCCACCUCUUAUUCAGGAGAUGCUGGAAAACUCAGAGGGUCUGGAGGGCGGUGGUGGGGCGAGAGGUGGAGGAGGAGCCCCACCAGGAAGCUGCAGCCCCAGUUUGUCACCCAGCUCAGCGCAUAGCAGUCCAUCUACUCACUCCCCCUGACUCUCAUUUCCAGAUAGGGCUCCAUGCAGAAUUAAACUGGUUAGAAACCAGAAGCAAGCCACAGACAACCAGCGCCAGAGACCAGAAUCCAGUAGACUUUGAUCCGGGUGGACCGGGCCCGAACCAAACUGUAAAUCUGGCUGACUUUCAUUAGUUGAAGACCAAUUGAGUUCCACACAGGUCAAGCCUAAUCAAAACUCACACCGUCAUCAAAAGCACCAGUGAUUCAGUGAUUAAAUGAGCCCUAGACAUUGGCCUCAGUGUAAGAGGAGCAGACUGAAGACGCUGUGAGACCCUGUGUGAGCAGAAGCAGCUCCUUACUGUGUCUUCCUGGCUCUGCUCCAAUCACACAAACUGUGAAGGUUAAGGGAACUUUUCUCCUUGUCCGAGGGACAUAAUCUCUUGGCAUGUGACGUUUAUUUUAGAAAUUUUAAUCGCUUAAGCAAGCUAAGGACAUAGGACGUCAAAUGUCCAAACGUCAGGGACAUUUUGAACUUUCCAGCCGUUUUGGUUCUGUUUCUUUGUUUUCUUACAAAAGAUAUAAGAAAAUCUAUAUUGACAGACAUAUGAGAUUUGAAUUUUUUGUCUUAGGUGGAAUGCAGAACAAUUCUUUUUUCUCACUUUUCUUAAGAGUCGAAUACAGUUAUGGUCAACCCACUGUUACACUCACUCCAGAAGUUUGUUGUGGUUGUUCUGGAAAUAUUUGUAUUGCGACAAAGACAGAUUGUCCUGUUCACUUCAUGCACAAGGGCACCGUCACACUAGCACUGAAAGAGAUGAGAUAAGACACCAUUUUGUCCAGUGAGGAGAUGAACUCCGAAUGAUUUGGAGAUGUAUUAAACGUCAUCAUAAUGGUAAAUUGGCAGUUUGUGGCUGAGAAAAGACCGAUCUCAUGUAAACAAGCAGCUUACACUUGUAAGAUAAUGUGUAUGAGAUCUUUUAAAGGGAGCUCUGUCUUCCUGUACCUGUUUUAAUAUUGUUUGUUAAUUAUCUUUUUUGUAAUUGUCAUCUGUCGUAAGACAUGGAAGACCCUUUUACACAGUAUUAGCAGAUUAUGAAAUGAAAUGAAAGAUUUCCAAAAAUAGUUAAUCACAAAGAAUUCGUUUUUAGCUAAAUGCCCAAAAGGCCACAAAUAAAAAAAACACGUUAUUUCAAAAGUAAUGAAAAUGAUGUUAUCAACUAUUUAGCAUUUCACACAGAACGUCGUGCAGUUUCAUGCCUUUUUUCUGCACCUGAAUCUUGAAGCCCUCACUCAAAAAUCAAAAAAUAAAAUAAAAAAUGAUAAUUUUAAGAUUUACACAUUUUAGAAUCAUAACAAAAUUCCAUCAAUUUGAAUUGGAAAAAAAAUAAUAAUAUUUUUUUAAUACAUUUAAUUUUGUUGGAAAUUACACAAUUCAAUUUGAUGGUAUUUUGUUGAAAUUGAAAUGCAUAAAUCUUAAAAAUAAGCUAACAUAUUUUUUUGAGUGCCGUUAAUGUUAGAUUUGUGUGUAUUUUAUCAUCUCUACCACAUUUUAGCUGUUGCGUGCACCCUGAGAUACUUCCGCCUUCUGUCUCUGCAGAACAAAUCUAGGUUUCUCAAUCAGUGGGCGUUUUUUAACAGGGAUGGGUGUUUUUAACCGCUUGCCUUCCACAUUGAAAUUCCCUACUUUCAUUGAAUUGUUGAGCAACGACCAUCCUGGUUUGAAAAUGCCCACUGAUUACAACAUUGAAAUUCCUUACUUUCAUUGGAUAGUUGCAAAAUGCCCAUCCCGGUUCGAAAACACCCACAGAUUGGGAAACUCCCAUUAUUGUUCCGCAGAGACCUAUACUUUCGUUUUUCUUACCUGGACCUUACAACAUCACUGCCUCUGCUCUCCUGCAACAAUCAUUUAACAAUUGUCAACAACAACAACACUGCCUCUGUGUGACAAUCACUUUAAGUCAAGCUCACAAACAAUUCUGCCUCUGUAACACACACUGAUCCCUGGCAGACAUCUGGAUUGGAGCCAGUAGCCAGCAUUCAUUGACUGUUGACAGACUUCCACAUAUGCACUACUAUUCCCAAUCUCUGGAACUGUAAUAAGUUUCAAAACAUCAAACAAGGACUAUAUUUACAAGUUGCAUCUUUCUUAACGAGCAAGCAUUCAUUGACUGAAAGGUUUGAUGAUAUGGUGUAAUCCUCCUGUCUUGGUGUGAUAAUUAAAUCUCUAAAAGAUAGCAACUACAAUUAUUUUAUGGUUUUAAAUGUGUUUUAGUUUUAUCUGAAUUUUCAUUUCAGUUAGCAUCAAUGUACCGACUUAAACUCGAUUGAUUGCCAAAAAUGAAUAAAGUACUCAAGGGUU